This is a messenger RNA of Monascus purpureus, 1380 nucleotides long. NCBI's taxonomy places the organism in Eukaryota, Fungi, Ascomycota, Eurotiomycetes, Eurotiales, Aspergillaceae. The record is from the annotation of a GenBank genome assembly.
AUGAAUUCUGCCAUAUUUAACCAAUCGACCCCCGGGGUUUUCUGUGGCCCCCGGUCUUUGCACUUCCCUUCUCGCCUUAAAGUUCGUUUCCUGCUUACUGCGUGCUGCUUGAUAUUCCUUGCAGUAACGGUGUUCCUGGGGAUCGAGAUGCAUGUCAGGAACUACCUUUCGGCCGCCAUUUACGCGUUGCCGACUUUGGCACAAGGAUCCUUGGCCGGCAACACGGAGAGCACAACUGAUGACCCCUUUGAGGUCUAUACCAUCAGCGCGGAAAAUAUCACCGCCAAGUUCAUACCAUAUGGGGCCCGCUUAACAUCGGUGCUCGUGCCUGAUCGGUCGGGCAAUGUGCAGGAUGUGGUCAUGGGCUACGAUGACCCCAAGCAGUACCUGAUCGAUACAGAGACCAGUCACACCUACUUUGGUGCCGUUGUGGGCCGCUACGCCAACCGCAUCAAGAAUGGGACCUUCACAAUCGACGGAGUCGAAUACCAUGUUCCUGAAAAUGAAAAUGGCGGGAUUGACACCCUCCAUGGGGGCUUUGUUGGCUACGAUCAGCGUAAUUGGACCGUCACCGCACACACCACAUCGUCGGUUACCUUCACUCUUCUUGACAAGGGAUUUGAAAGUUUUCCGGGAGACGUGAUCACCCAUGCUACUUACACUGUCGAUACCAAAGUCACUUCAGAGAACCCCCGAGGUUUUCCACAAUUGACCUCCAAGUUGGUCUCUCUUGCCCUGACGGAGAAAACCCCUAUUAUGCUUGCCAAUCACAUCUAUUGGAACCUAAACGCAUACAAGGAAUCUACGGUUCUCAACGACACGUUCUUGCAGCUCCCACUAUCUCAUCGCCUUAUUGCCGGCGAUAGCAUCCUGAUUCCAAACGGGACGAUCUUGGAGGCUGCCGAUUCCUAUGGUGGCAGCGUAGACUUUACGGCUGGGAAGUUAGUGGGAGAGCAUAUCGAAGAUACCUACGGGCUAUGUGGUGACGACUGCACUGGUUACGAUACUUGUUUCCUCGUCGACCGGCCCCCGUGGUACCCAGCGACGCCAAACACACUGGUCCCCGUUCUUCGGAUGAAUUCCAGCACCACAGGCAUCAGCCUAGAAGUGUCCACCAACCAGGCUGCACUUCAGAUCUUCACAUGUGACUCGCAAAAUGGUACUAUCCCGAUUAAACCGUCUCAGGUGAAGCGUAAUGAGGCCGAUGGCCAUGGCGGCACCAACUAUCUCAACCAGUACGGCUGCGUUGUGGUCGAAACAGAAGGCUGGAUUGACGGCAUCAACAACCCACAAUGGGGCCAAUUACCGCAACAAGUCUACUCGCCGGAGGACGGUCCGGCCAUCAAUUGGGCGACAUACAAGUUUGGGACUAUUGAGUAG